Messenger RNA from Clavispora lusitaniae ATCC 42720, 945 nucleotides. RefSeq lists its product as uncharacterized. Lineage: Eukaryota; Fungi; Ascomycota; Pichiomycetes; Serinales; Metschnikowiaceae. Gene Ontology annotation, molecular function: phosphoric diester hydrolase activity. The record is from RefSeq and is a predicted model, not a curated record. Gene Ontology annotation, biological process: lipid metabolic process.
AUGAUUAACGUUUUUAGGCCUCAUUAUGAUAAGCCUGAACCUCCUCCCACAAUCGAGAGCCUCACGCGAGAUGUUCACUUGAAACCAAUACACUCGCACAAUGAUUAUUGGCGCCAACGGCCGCUUCUUGAUGCUUUGCUGCAUGGAUGUGUCAGUGUGGAAGGAGACAUUUGGCAUUUUGACCACGACUACACUGUGACAGAUACAACAACAUCUACAACGGCGCAAUUCCGCAAGUCAGAGGUGUAUGUUGGUCAUAACCGGAUAUUUUUGCACCCUGAGAAUACACUUGAGCAUUUAUACUUUGAUCCCAUCUACAAGUUUAUGGAAAGUGCCAACAAGAAAUUCUCAGAUCCAGUCUCCAAGGAUGUUCCUUUCAGCGUCUUCUACAAUGCGCCAGAGAUACCGUUGUACUUCUGGCUAGACUUCAAAACCGAGGGCCGCGACCUUUAUGUCCAGGUGCAGAAGCGACUCGAGCGGUUUAUUAAACACUCGUACUUGGGGUAUUAUGACAAUGAAGCGGGCCAACAUAAACCGGGACCAUUGGUGAUUACUUUAACGGGCAACGUUCCGUGGGAACUUCUCGAGGCAGAAAAAACCAAAAGAUACGUUUACGGAGACUGCCCGCUUCACAAAAUGCUCGACGCUAGUGACGAAGAUAUGGCCAAGUAUGCACGCCAAUGUGUAUUUGCCAGCGCAUCUUUGGAACAGCUUCUCGGAAAGGAGGAGCGGCUGCGUGCGGAAAGGCUGGGUUUGAACAAGAGCCAAGGCGAAACGUUAAAGAAGUAUUUUGAACGUGCGCAUAGUGUGGGCAUAAAAACGAGAAUCUGGGGUGGAGUUGAUUGGCCUAUUCAUGUACGCGAUAACCACUGGCAGGUACUUUGGGAGCUAGGAUGCGACUUGAUCAAUGCAGAUGAUCUUGCAGCGGCAGCCAACGUGUUUUAG